AGUUAGUAUAGCCUUAGGCCAAACAGAGGAACACACUUUCAACUGUCAUUCCAAAAUUGUUAGGCACUUCGUGAUCUAAAAAAGCUAACCAGACGUGCGCAAGGGCGGACUAACCAGGACUAACCACACACCGUGUAUCUCGAAGAUGGCAUCCACACGCAUGAUCAGUGCUUUUACGCGCAAUCCAAGAUUAUAUCAACAGGUCACGGCACCCUGGAAAUCGUACAAUCUGUUUGGAACACCACUUUUUAACCACAGACUUCAGCCAGCGGAUUCUCAAAUCUGGAGGGGAUUAGCAGACAAGUGUGACAACAAGACUGUUAUCAAGGGCGUGGUGGUGGGCGUCUACUCCAAGGAGGGCGACGGUAAGGAGGUCAAGAUGACGUCCAGCGGCGAGAAGUUCGACGACCGAACUCAGGGCAAGGUCUCGGAGCUGUUGCGCGAAACUGGAAUCAAGGGGGAACUGGGCAAGGGUAAGGUCUUCAUGAACGUGGAUGCCGAAUUCCGGGCAGUGGCUGUGGUGGGUUUGGGCCAAGAAGGUGCCGGCUUCAAUGACCUGGAGAAUAUCGACGAGGGUAUGGAGAAUGCCCGCGUUGCCGCUGGCGUCGGAGCUCGGGCAUUGCAACUGCAGGGUUGCACGGAAGUCUUUGUGGACUCCAUGGAAUAUCCGGAGCAGGCGGCGGAGGGCAGUGCUCUGGCCAUCUGGCGUUACAAUAGCAACAAGCGCAAGCAGGAUCGCACUCAGGUACCCAAACUGGAUCUGUACGACUCACCGGAUGUGGAUGCCUGGACGAGGGGUCUCUUCAAGGCGGAAUCUCAGAACUUGGCUCGAAGAUUGAGCGAUUCGCCGGCUAAUCAGAUGACCCCCACCAUAUUCGCCCAAUCGGCGGUGGAUGCCCUGUGUCCGUGCGGCGUUUCCGUGGAGGUGCGAUCCAUGGAUUGGAUAGAAAUGAAUCAUCUCAAUUCGUUUCUAAUGAUAGCCAAAGGCAGCUGCGAGCCACCGGUGGUCCUGGAGGUCAGCUACUGCGGCACAGCACCCGAGGAUCGGCCCAUUCUGCUGUUGGGCAAGGGUUUGACCUACAACAGUGGCGGAUUGUGCCUGCGGCCAAAGGAUUGCCUGCAUAUGUACCGCGGCUGCAUGGCGGGAGCAGCCGUUUGUGUGGCCGCCGUUCGAGCUGCGGCAGCCCUUUCCCUGCCUGUAAACAUCACGGCCGUACUGCCGCUCUGCGAGAAUAUGCCAUCGGGAAUGGCUGUAAAGCCGGGUGAUGUGGUCACCCUGCUCAAUGGCAAGACGAUGGGUAUUGUGGAUGUGAGCAAAGCUGGAACGGUGGUAUUGGCUGAUCCCCUGCUCUUUGCCCAGACGACGUACAAGCCUCGUCUGGUGGUGGACUUGGCCACCGUUGGCUAUGGCGUCUGUGCUGGCCUUGGAGAAUCGGCUGCCGGAUUGUUUACCAAUUCCAAUUUCAUAGCCAAGCAGUUCGAGAAGGCUGGCGGCCUGACUGGAGAUCGUUUAUGGAGGCUGCCCUUGUGGCGCUACUUCAAGCAGCUGGUAACCCCGAAUCUCACCUUCGACAUCAGCAAUAGGGGCAUUGGUCCCGCCUCCAGUUGCAUUGCUGCCGCCGUGCUGCACGAACUGGUUCCAUGCGCGGAUUGGGCCCACAUUGAUAUCCGGAAUGUGGGCAUGCUGACACGCCACAAUCCGCUGCCGUAUCUGCUCAAGGAUCGGAUGACCGGCCGACCCACCCGCACCAUCGUACAGUUCCUGUAUCAGAUGGCCUGUCCGGAAAGCAAGUAGUCUCCGGAUCUGGAUCGUCCGCACCUGUGGCGCUAGUUACCACCAUUGCUCGUUCUAUUUUACAUUUGUUACGUGUCCCGUUUUUGGUGUUUGUUCUUUUCACAAUAUUGUCUCCAUGUCCAAAUUUUUGGUUUAGUGUUCCGUGAGCAGCUGGGUAACGACACAUUGAAGACAGUUUUACGGACAAAUGGACCAGCUCAGUUAUUAAUGGUGGAAGCAGUUCGACUGGCUUCUAUGGAUCGUCUCCCAGCUGCACAAAAUUAAAUGAUUUUAAAGUGC
Messenger RNA from Drosophila melanogaster (fruit fly), 2074 nucleotides. RefSeq names its product Sperm-Leucylaminopeptidase 5 (gene S-Lap5). Gene Ontology annotation, cellular component: major mitochondrial derivative; mitochondrion; cytoplasm. Lineage: Eukaryota; Metazoa; Arthropoda; Insecta; Diptera; Drosophilidae. The transcript has a single exon. Gene Ontology annotation, biological process: spermatid development; proteolysis. The record is from RefSeq and is marked reviewed. The coding region runs from base 146 to 1795 and encodes 549 amino acids. Gene Ontology annotation, molecular function: manganese ion binding; metal ion binding.